This is a messenger RNA of Mesocestoides corti, 2631 nucleotides long. NCBI's taxonomy places the organism in Eukaryota, Metazoa, Platyhelminthes, Cestoda, Cyclophyllidea, Mesocestoididae. The record is from the annotation of a GenBank genome assembly.
AUGCCAAAACGCCUCCGGGACUUGAUUCGUGAUAUUCGUUCAGCCCGCACUGCCGCAGAAGAGAGAGCCAUUGUCAGUCGUGAAUGUGCACAAAUUCGUGACAGUUUUCGUGAAGAAAAUGAUACGCACCGUUGCCGAAACGUUGCCAAACUGUUGUAUAUUCAUAUGCUCGGAUAUCCUGCACACUUCGGCCAGUUAGAAUGCCUGAAACUGAUUGCUUCGGGUCGUUUCACGGACAAGCGUGUUGGUUACCUGGGUGCUAUGCUUCUUCUCGACGAACGAUCAGACGUUCAUCUACUAGUCACGAACUCUCUUAAGAAUGAUCUAAAUCAUUCAAACGUCUACAUAACGAGUCUGGCUCUCUGUACCCUCGGUUCCAUCUGUUCAAUGGAAAUGAGUCGUGAUUUGGCUGGUGAGGUGGAACGUCUGGUCAAAUCGACCAACCCCUAUAUCAAAAAGAAGGCGGCGUUGUGCGCCUUCCGAAUAAUCCGCAAGGUGCCCGAAUUGAUGGAAAUGUUUAUUCCCUGCGCACGUGCUCUCCUCAACGACAAGAACAACGGCGUCCUUCUGACUGCCGUGUGUCUUAUCACCGAGAUGUGCGAACGAAGUCCCGACACCCUCAAGUACUUCAGGAAGCAAAUGGUCCCAACCCUCGUUAGAACGCUGAAAACCCUAGUGACUACGGGCUACUCGCCGGAUCAUGAGGUCAACAAAAUCAAUGAUCCCUUUCUGCAGGUGAAGAUCUUGCGUCUGAUGCGAAUCCUCGGCCACGGCGACAAGUCGGCCAGCGAGGCAAUGAACGACAUUCUUGCCCAAGUUGCGACUAGCACCGAGACAACCAAAAACGUCGGUCACGCAAUCCUCUACGAAAUCGUUCUCACCAUCAUGGGUAUCGAAUCCGAUCCUGGGCUUCGAGUUCUAGCAAUCAAUAUUUUGGGCCGUUUUCUGCUAAACACAGACAAGAAUAUUCGGUACGUCUCGCUGAAUACCCUUCUUCGUGUAGUUAGUGUGGACCAACGAGCUGUUCAGCGUCACCGCGCAACCAUUCUCGAGUGUUUAAAGGACCCGGAUACCUCUAUUCAGCGGCGAGCCCUGGAUCUCUGUUUUGUGCUCAUCAAUGCCUCGACGGUGCGGACGGUGAUUAAGGAGUUGCUUUGGUUCCUAGAGAACUGCGACGUUGAAUUCAAAUCUGAUGUCUGUUCAAAGAUCAUAACUGCCGUAGAAAAGUAUUCUCCCAACACACGAUGGCGCGUGGACACUACAAUGACUGUUCUGAAACUGGCAGGCAAUCGUGCCCGCGACGAUGUGGUCGCCUCUCUCGUCUACCUGAUCUCCCAGUCUCCGACCUUGCACGCGUACUCCGCCGCCCAGCUCUUCAAGGCGAUGCGCGAGGACAUGACUCAGCAGCCGCUUGUCCAGGUAGCUACCUGGUGCACAGGCGAGUACGCGGAUCUCCUGGUCCAAGGCACAAGUAUUGGUCGUGAUGACGAGCCGCCAUUCCGCGUCACCGAAGAUGAGAUAAUCGACCUCUUCGCACUGGCGCUCACCUCGCCGGUGUGCAGUUUGCAGACCAAGCAGAUGGUCGUUUCCACGAUCAUGAAGUUGAGCGUGCGGCUCGGACCCACACACCAAAGGCAAAGCCUUGUCAGCUUCUAUUCAAAGAGUAUGGACCUGGAACUGCAGCAGCGCUCAGUGGAGUAUUCUUCGGUCUUCAACAAACGUGCUGACAACUUUCGGGAGGGGCUGUUCGCAUGCAUGCCCAUUCUCCGGCCCUCCAGCUACUUCCUCUCCGAGGGUGCUGAAGACGUGGACGUGGAGGAACAGAAUGGUGGCGAAGAGCCGGAGAAGAACAACGUUGCUGACCUGCUGAGUGGUGAUGCCUCUAACCAGGUUAAUCGGACCGAGGCGGUCGCUCUGCUGGAUCUCCUUGGAGACACCUCUCCAACACCGUCCGGGCAGAUGCCUAACGGACCCACAGCCCCUGGAGUUGUUGGUGGUGGUGGUGGGCCCCAAGUUGGCAACCUCAGCAACGACCUUCUCGACCUGAUCCUGGAUGACUCGGCCCUGACUAAAACUCAGCAGCCGCCACAGCCUGUUCCUGCUAAUCAAGUCCCCAGCGCCAUCGACUCCCUUUUCCCACCAACCAACACAACCGCACCGUCACUAUUCUCGCCGCCAACUCAGUCACCACCUUCAACGCUGCCGUCCAACGGCACGUCGAUCUCACAGCUGGCACCCCCAAUGACCGUGUACGAGGCGAAUUCCAUCUGCGUGGUUUUCGAAUUUGAGCGUUCAAGUGAUCCACUCGACUUGAGUUUUGCUUCUGCGACGCCUUGCGUGCAGAUCCGCGCGUCGUCGCGUAACACGGGCACCCUGCCGAUUGAGUCCUUUGAGUUGCAGGUCGCUGUGCCGAAGACCUUCCAGUUGGAGAUGCUCCCUCCCUCGGCCACGUGCUUGCUGCCUGGCGCACCCAGUACAACCCCGCCCGUGACACAAGUAUUCAAGGUCACCAAUCCCAACAAGCUGCCGCUGCGCCUUCGCAUCCGUCUUCUCUUCACACAGAAGGGGGUGAAGAGGUCAGACCAAUUCCAGAUCGACCACUUCCCUCCAAAUCUGUUCGGCGCCGCCUAA